This is a messenger RNA of Benincasa hispida (wax gourd), 1125 nucleotides long. NCBI's taxonomy places the organism in Eukaryota, Viridiplantae, Streptophyta, Magnoliopsida, Cucurbitales, Cucurbitaceae. The record is from RefSeq and is a predicted model, not a curated record.
AUGUACGAUUAUAACAUUGUCAUUGAUAGGGACAUCGACUUUUUAAGAGGAAAAAUCUUGAGGUUAUAUUUAGCUUUGAUAGUUAAAGGUCAAGAUACUGCCAGUCAAGAAAUUAAUGUGACUUGUGAAGUACAGCAAUUAUUAGAAAAUAACCGAGUUAGAGUUGUAGCUAUGAGUGCUACAGAUGGUCUAAUGAGAGGAAUGGAAGUGAUUGACACGAGAGCUCCUCUAAGUGUUCCAGUCGGCGGAGCGACUCUCAGCCGAAUUUUCAACGUUCUUGGAGAGCCUAUUGAUAAUUUGGGUCCUAUAGAUACUCGCACAACAUCUCCUACUCAUGCAUCCGCCCCUGAUUUUAUACAGUUAGAUGCAAAAUUAUCUAUUUUUGAAAUAGGAAUUAAAGUAGUGGAUCUUUUAGCCCCUUAUCGACGUGGAGGAAAAAUAGGACUAUUCGAAGCGGUUGGAGUGGGUAAAACAGUACUCAUUAUAGAAUUGAUCAACAACAUUGCCAAAGCUCAUGCAGGUGUAUCCCUAUUUGGAAGAGUAGGUGAACGUACUCGUGAAGGAAAUGAUAUUUACAUGGAAAUGAAAGAAUCCGGAGUAAUUAAUGAAGAAAAUAUUGCAGAAUCAAAAGUGGCUCUAGUCUACGGUCAGAUGAAUGAACCGUCGGGAGCUCGUAUGAGAGUUGGUUUAACUGCCCUAACUAUGGCGGAAUAUUUUCGAGAUGUUAAUGAACAAGACAUGCUUCUAUUUAUCGACAAUAUCUUCCAUUUCGUUCAAGCGGGAUCCGAAGUAUCCGCGUUACUGGGUAGAAUGUCUUCGGUUGUGGGUUAUCAACCGAAUCUUAGUACUGAAAUGGAUUCCUUACAAGAAAGAAUUACUUCUACCAAGGAAGGGUCCAUAAUUUCUAUUCAAGCUGUUUAUGGUCCUAGAUGCGUACCUGCGGAUGAUUUGACCGAUCCUACUCCUGCCACCACAUUUGCACAUUUGGAUGCUACUACCGUACUAUCAAGAGGAUUAGCUGCCAAAGGUAUCUAUCCAGCAAUAGAUCCUUUAGAUUCAACCUCAACUAUGCUACAACCUCGAAUCAUUGGUGAAGAACAUUAUGAAACUGCACAAAGAAUUUGA